AUGGGAUGUGGCAAUCCAGGACUCAAAGGUGCCAAAGGAGAGAAGGGAGACCCAGGUGUUGGAUUGAAAGGGGAACCGGGUUUAACUGGAAUACCAGGAUUUCCAGGCCUAGUAGGCCUAGAUGGACUUCCAGGACUUCCAGGUGAAAAAGGAACUAAGGGAGAACCGGGAGUGAUCGCAUUGAAGGGCAUUUCAAGUCCCACUGGACCGCCUGGACCCCCAGGCCCACCAGGCCCUCCGGGCAUGCCAGGAUUUCCAGGAGUUCGAGGUCCAAGAGGACAAAAGGGAGAACCAGCAGAUACUGAUGAUGUUCAGAGUCAAGUCGCUGCUCUGGAAAACACGUUACAGGCUCUUCGAGCUGAAUUUGACAAUUACAAACAAGUGGUGCUACUGCAGGGGUUGACGGCCGGACAGAAGACUUUCAUUUCCACCCACCAGCAUGACACUUUCACAAAUGGCAAAGCCCGGUGUGCGAAAGCUGGAGGGGCCCUGGCCUGCCCCAUGGAUGCCGAUGAGAACGCUGCAGUUCUGGCAUUAGCAAGAAGAGAGUCUAAGUUUGCUUUUCUCAACAUGAAUUACAUCCCGACACAGAACCAUUUGGUUUAUGAAAAUGGAGAGCCAGUAAGGUACACAAACUGGAAAAACAGUGAGCCCCAGAAGAACGGCAGCCGUAAGGAUUGCGUUGCUGUCGUACCCGAAAAUGCCGAGUGGGAUAAUUACAGCUGUGACCAGAGAGGUCUGAUCAUUUGUGAAUUCUGA
Molecule: messenger RNA, 759 nt
Organism: Sphaerodactylus townsendi
Lineage: Eukaryota; Metazoa; Chordata; Lepidosauria; Squamata; Sphaerodactylidae
Product: pulmonary surfactant-associated protein D-like
Exons: 5
Coding region: 1-759 (252 amino acids)
Cellular component (GO): basement membrane
Source: RefSeq, a predicted model, not a curated record